CGCGCGCGCGCGAGAGAGAGAGAGAGGAAGAGAGGAUGUGCCGCCGCGAGUGACGGAGUGAGUGACACCAAGUGACACCCAGCGCAGAGCACAGGCAGGUGAGGCAGGUUAUUCCGCCGGAACGAGAUCCAUUGGUAAACAUGCAGCCGCGGUAUCACCGUCGCGAGUGACCCGCCGUGAUUACGCCCGACUAUAAUGGCAGAGAACCUGUCGAAACGGCCUUCCAAGGGUAUCCUCAAGACGUCCAGCAGUUUUGACAAUCCGGAGGCGCCUAGACCGAGCAAAGAAACAACAUGGGACGAGAUGAAUAUCAUCGCCACUCUUCAUCCUGCCGACAAGGACUAUGGCCACAUGAAGAUCGAAGAACCAAAAACCCCAUAUAAUUUCGAAGGCCUCCAAAAUGAACAUGAAUUUGAUCAGUUAGACGCUAGUGCUCUCGCAGCAAAAUUAGCUGGAGGUAGCAAACCCAAAAUUUUUGAGGAAUCCAGUGAAGAGGAGGAGGAUGAAGAGACUCCCGAAGAAAAAGAAAGGAGAAGAGCCUUUGAGGCGAAAAGAAAGGGCCAUUACCGGGAAUGGCACGCUGUACAAAUGGCGAGACGACUUUUAGAGCAGGAUGAAUUAGAAGAAGAGGACGAAGAUGGCGAGGGUAAAAAUAAUGAAAAUUCGUCGGAGGAAGAAAGCAAUUUUGACACUCGUUUUAAAUGCAUGCCGUCCUGUGAUAGAACCGAAAAGAAAUAAACAAAACACACCGAUUAGUAA
This is a messenger RNA of Temnothorax curvispinosus, 759 nucleotides long. Its product is annotated as protein phosphatase inhibitor 2-like. NCBI's taxonomy places the organism in Eukaryota, Metazoa, Arthropoda, Insecta, Hymenoptera, Formicidae. The coding region runs from base 196 to 738 and encodes 180 amino acids. The transcript has 4 exons. The record is from RefSeq and is a predicted model, not a curated record. Gene Ontology annotation, biological process: regulation of signal transduction. Gene Ontology annotation, molecular function: protein phosphatase inhibitor activity.